CGACGGAGAAAGUCAGUCCAUGUUCACAUGCUCAGUUGUCCUGAGAGUGUUAUCCAGGAGUGAGUGAAGAAGACAAAUACGAGCCGUGGAUCAUUUGAAUCUCGUUCGUUCCCUUGAGUCCGAGAAGAAAAUAAUACAGUAUGAACCUUCAGUGACAAAUUUGGACAGGUUUUCCGCGUUCUACCACUUCGUUUUCUGUAUUCUAACACCGCACGCCAUGGACCACCCCAACCACAGUUUUAGUCGAGAAGAACGCUAAGGUGCGUGACACCAACCAUCCUCGCCAGGCAAGUUCUGGUGGUCUCUUUUCUUCCUUUUGAAGCCUGGUUCCACAUCAACGAAGCUCAUGACGUCAUCCGAGGGCCUUAAAGAGACGUUCAUGUCUGAUCCUGAUUGUCCAAUAAUCAACAGUGCCACUCAACACAACUUGAAUCAAAUGGUAUUCUGGCUGGAAGGCGUCGCUCAGACAGGUCUGGCCAUAUUGGGGAUCACUUUCAACAUCAUCUUCGCCCUCAUUUUGUCCAAGAAGGAGCUUCGAAACUCCUUCAAUAUCCUACUCAUUGUUCUGUCCACGUUCGAUACCACAUAUCUGAUCACAGCCUUUUGCGAGAGCUUACGAAAGAGCUUCAAGCUGGCUACCAAUCUACAUAUCGAGUUGUUCCCUUAUCUCUUGUAUCCAAUGCAAGGGAUUGCACUCACCGGAUCGAUUUUCAUGACCGUGGCCAUUGCAUUCGAACGCUACGUCGCGGUUCAUAAUCCCAUCAACUAUAACCGAGCCAUGAACGAUGCCCGAGCAACUCGAGCUCGAGUGUUUCGCUUCGUGUUUCCCGUGAUCGUGGCCUCGGUUCUAUUUUCGGUGCCCAAGUUCUUCGAGUCCACCGUGGUCCAUAAAUACAAUCCGUCGACUAACGAGACGAUUGCCAUGUUGAAUUACACGGCAUUCCGAGUGCACCCAACCUACGCCCGUUAUGUGAACUGGAGCAAGCUAUUGGUCCAGGGGGUUCUACCCGUGACCCUGCUCAUCUUUUUCAAUAAGAAGAUUUAUUGUGACGUGAAGGAGAGACAACAAAGAUGGAGACCCAUUGUCCAAGCCUACACACCAACCAUACUGUCUGACGACUCCGAGUCUCACUUAAACGCCUCGACAUCGUCACAUAGAAGGAAAAGGCCCACCUAUGCCACUUCGGUCUCGACUCCGUUACUCGAAAACGGAGGCCAAGCCACGUCCAAUCUUCUGCAAAGACCCCCAGGGUUAUGUUCCAGCCAACACGAGUUGGCCGUUCCCUCACUUAACCGAUCUCCCAGUCCAUCAAGUAUUCGUCCGUCCUCAGUGGUGGAUCGGAAUGCUAAACGCCGACGAGUGGAGGACCGUCUGGCCAUUCUUUUCAUGGGUAUUGUGGCCGUGUUCUUCAUUUGUAAUCUUCCGCGCAUUUUCCUUCACAUGUACGAAACCAGUGUCAUGGAAAAGGCUCUGGAAUGUUCUCGAUUGCGCCAACGAUCCUUUCCUGCGUGGGUGUGGGUGAUGACCUCGGUGAGUCAUUUAUUUCUGGUUAUCAACAGCUCGGUGAACCUCCUGAUCUAUUGCUUAUGGAAUGCUCAGUUCCGAAAAGUGGCCAAAACCAUGCUCAUCAAUCUUUGCUUGCUCAAGAACAGGCUCGGUCAAUCCCGGGGCUACAACACGAACAACAACACGCAAGCCCUCAAUGUGUCAUUGGGGGACGGGGGCGACGAGCCUCGAUCCCGGAACUGUCAGAACUCGGAGCACAAACUUUUCUCUGGUCAGAAAUAUCUGAGUGUUCAAUCCUCGGGACAGUGUUACUCGAGGGAAUUGGGUGACUUCCAGGCAUCUCCCUUGGAAUGCCGCCGAGUUCCAAGUAAUGAUUUAGACAGCCCUCGAUCCGUGGCAUCUUCCGUGAUUAUGAUUGAGCGCCAUGAGUUGACAUUUAGCCAGACUGAGCAAGAAAGAGCAUCUUCCUCGUCGCCUCAAGUCCCGGGCAACUCCUAUUCCAUUCCCGUUGGAAUCAUGAAUAUUGCCAAGAUAUGUAUUGAUAUUCAGAGCACCAAAAAGCCGAGACGAUCCUCUUCGGAACGAAGGAGCCCAUCGUCGGUUCAUAUAAGGGAGACCCGAAUAUAGCCAUCUCCAGAAAGCUUCAAACGUCUGUGAUUGUUACGUACUACUAGUAGAACUUCUUCUACGUAUGAACGUAUUCUAAUAUGUAUAAAUGAUUUUGUGAACUUCUUUAUGUCAUGUCAAGGUGUUCUUUAAAAGAUAAAUCUUCUACAGAAGCAAAAUCAUUAA
Molecule: messenger RNA, 2299 nt
Organism: Tigriopus californicus
Lineage: Eukaryota; Metazoa; Arthropoda; Copepoda; Harpacticoida; Harpacticidae
Product: G-protein coupled receptor daf-37-like
Exons: 2
Coding region: 347-2134 (595 amino acids)
Biological process (GO): G protein-coupled receptor signaling pathway
Cellular component (GO): membrane
Molecular function (GO): G protein-coupled receptor activity
Source: RefSeq, a predicted model, not a curated record